AUGGACUCAAACGAUGGUCUCGAGGACAAAGACAGUGGCCCUGAAGUACAGUUGAACCUACCUGGUUCUGUGAUCAGCCGGAUUGAGGAAUUAAUGGGAGGAACUGAACAGUUUGAUAGUGAAGAAUUUGAUGCGGUAGCCUACAUAAACAGGGUCUUUCCUACCGAGCAGUCUCUAUCCGGUGUAGAGUCUGCAGCGGCAAGAUGUGAAUUUCGUUUAGCAAGUGUCCAGCAUGACAUAAGGCGGCUAGUACGUGCACAACAUGACCAGAGAGUGGCUGGACAUCAGGCUCUUCUAGAUGCUCAGCAAUGUAUAGCAGAACUGGCUUUGCAGGUGGCAGAUAUAAAUAAAAAGGCAGAACGAAGUGAAAGCAUGGUGCGAGAGAUAACAGCAGAAAUCAAGCAACUAGACUGUGCGAAGUGGAACCUCACAGCAGCUAUUACUGCCUUAAAUCAUUUGCACAUGUUAGCUGGAGGUGCGGCAUCAUUACGCACCCUGGCAGAAAAAAGACAGUAUAAAGAAUUGGUGUUGCCACUGCAAGCUAUUAUGGAGGUGCUGGAGCAGCUGUCCCUGUACCGCGACAUCCGCGAGCUGAACGCGCUUCGUGAGGAGGUGCUCUCCAUCCGCGCGCACCUCGCACAGCAGAUACUUGCUGACUUCAAGGAGGCUCUCACCGGCAGCAGUAAGAGCAACAUCUCCCCGCGCACAUUGAGCGAGGCGUGCGCCGUGGUGGACGCUCUCGAACCGCACGUGAAGCAGGACCUUAUCAAGUGGCUUAUUUCUCUACAGUUGCAGGAGUACGAGCACCUGUUCAGUGCGUCGGAGGAGUGCGCGUGGGUGGCGCACGUGGAGCGCCGCUACGCAUGGCUCAAGCGGCACCUGCUUCGCUUCGAAGACGCGCUCGCGCUUGCUCUGCCGCCCACCUGGAGGCUCAGCGAGCGCAUCGCCAGACGCUUCUGUGAGAUAACGCGUGUGCAUCUGAGUGAGAUGCUGGCGGCGCGGCGCGGAGAGCUGGACGUUAAGCUGCUGCUCUACGCCGUACAGAAAACAUACAACUUCGAGCUGCUGCUGCACAAGCGGUUUGUGGGCACGGAGGAAGGCGCGGACGCUGCCGCCGUCAAGUCGGUACCUUUAGAUGAUGACGACAAAGACGCGGAGGAGGUGGGGCGAGGGUGGGUGGGGCUGAUCGGCGCGUGCUUCGAGCCACACCUGUCACUGUACAUCACCAGUCUCGACACCAACCUUCGCGGGCUCAUGGACCGCUUCAUACAGGACGCGAAGUCUCUGGACCCGGGCGCAGGAGCGGGGACGGAGGGCGUGGGGGUGGGGACGGGCGCGGGGGUGGGCAGCGGGGCGGGCGCGGUGAUGUCGAGCUGCGCGGACCUGUUCCUCUUCUACAAGAAGUGCCUUGCGCAGUGCGCCACGCUCUCGACCGGGGAGCCCAUGUUGGAGCUCGCGGGCGUGUUCGGCAAGUACCUGCGCGAGUACGCGAGCGGCGUGCUGGCGGCCGCGCUGCCCCGCGCGACCGUGCACAGCCUGCACGCGCUGCACUCGCUGCACACGCUGCUGCGCGACGACGCGCCCAGGUAUAGCAAACAAGAAAUCGCUAAAAUUACAAGCGUGAUUACAACCUCUGAGUACUGCCUUGAGACGACCGUUCAUCUCGAACAGAAACUGAAAGAGAAGAUAUCCCCCAACCUAACAGACAAGAUUGACCUGACACCAGAGCAGGACCUAUUCCACAAGAUGAUCAGCAACUGCAUCCAGCUCCUCGUUCAGGAUCUGGAGUUAGCCUGCGAACCUGCUCUCCAGACCAUGACCAAGAUAUCCUGGCUAAGUUUCGACAACGUCGGCGACCAAAGCUCUUACGUCACCCAAAUAAUAAUGCACCUCAAAAACACGGUGCCAAGUCUUCGAGACAACUUGGCGUCUUCUAGGAAAUAUUUUACGCAAUUCUGCAUAAGAUUCGCGAAUUCCUUCAUCCCAAAGUUCAUACAAAACAUAUACAAAUGCAAGCCGAUUUCUACCGUCGGCUCGGAACAGUUACUGCUAGACACUCAUAUGCUAAAGACGGCUUUAUUGGAACUACCCUCCAUAGGUUCAGACGUCAAGAGGCAAGCACCAACGACGUAUACAAAAGUGGUGAUCAAAUUGAUGACGAAAGCCGAAAUGAUCUUAAAAUUAGUGAUGGCGCCAUUAGACGGCAAUAUAGAAGGUUUUGUGUCACAAUUCGUUCAACUUCUGCCAGAGAGCACGCUGACGGAGCUACACAAAGUGUUGGAUAUGAAAGGAACGAAACUGUCCAAAGCACAGAUGACUUCCAUAGACUCGUUUUUCAAAGAAACGAUCAAAACUGUUCAAAAUGAAAAUAACAAG
Messenger RNA from Brenthis ino (lesser marbled fritillary), 2376 nucleotides. NCBI's taxonomy places the organism in Eukaryota, Metazoa, Arthropoda, Insecta, Lepidoptera, Nymphalidae. The record is from the annotation of a GenBank genome assembly.